Magallana angulata is the source of this 8036-nucleotide messenger RNA. RefSeq names its product fatty acid synthase-like. The transcript has 28 exons. NCBI's taxonomy places the organism in Eukaryota, Metazoa, Mollusca, Bivalvia, Ostreida, Ostreidae. The coding region runs from base 16 to 7722 and encodes 2568 amino acids. Gene Ontology annotation, biological process: fatty acid biosynthetic process. Gene Ontology annotation, molecular function: oxidoreductase activity; 3-oxoacyl-[acyl-carrier-protein] synthase activity; fatty acid synthase activity. The record is from RefSeq and is a predicted model, not a curated record.
GUAAACAACCAUGCGAUGUCAUCAUGUAACAAGCAAUGUGAUUGGCUGGCGAUAUGGCCUCAUAUGCAUCAGGCGCUCGUGUCAAUUGAGGUGAAUACCGCUAAUAUAUAUUCUUUAAAAACAAACUACAACAGACUUGCGAAGAGAUCGGUUCUGGUGAAUGUCUCAAUUUUAAUAGAUAUGCCAGCAAGGAUUUUGGACGACCCCAUCCCACCUGCGGAUUUCCCGAUGGAAUUAAUAGACGAGUUGGAGUUGGAUCCGCCCGUGGUGGAGAGGCGGACCUGUGAUCUGGUCAUCAGCGGAGUAUCAUGUCGACUCCCGGAAUCCGAGAACAUGGCAGAGUUUGAACAGCAUCUGAUGAAUGGAGAAGACAUGGUGACAGAGGACGACCGGAGGUGGCAGCCUGGUCUAUUUGGUUUACCAAAAAGAAGUGGAAAAUUGAAGACGCUUAAUAAAUUCGACGCUACUUUUUUCGGCGUCCACCCGAAGCAGGCAAACAACAUGGACCCUCAGUUACGUAUGCUGCUAGAAGUGACUUACGAGGCAAUUGUUGAUUCUGGUACCAAUCCCUCCAGUGUUCGGGGUUCUAAGACGGGCGUGUUUAUAGGGGCCAGUGCGUCCGAGGCUCACGACGCGUGGGCUAUGGACCCCCAGAAGACGGUGGGGUACAGCAUGACUGGAUGCACCCGCUCCAUGUUUGCCAAUAGACUGUCCUAUUUCUUUGAUUUCAAAGGUCCUAGUUUUGCCCUGGACACAGCCUGUUCCUCCAGCCUGUUGGCGCUAGACCAGGCUGUGAACAGCAUCAGACAGGGCCAUUGUAAUGCUGCAAUUGUGGGAGGGUGUAGUCUCUGUCUAAAGCCACUAACCGCCUUACAGUUUUUGAAACUUGGGAUGUUAUCACCAGAUGGGUCCUGUAAAUCAUUUGAUGCCAGUGGAAAUGGGUACUGUAGAAGUGAGGGAAUAGUAGUGGUAUACUUGCAAAUGAAGCCUGAAGCAAAAAGGAUAUACAGCACAGUAGUCCACACAAAGACCAACUCAGAUGGUAACAAAGAACAAGGGAUCACCUUCCCAUCAGGACAGAUCCAGAAGAGACUGCUUUAUGAUGUGUAUGAGGAGGCUGGGGUGGCUCCCAGUAAAGUGGUGUAUGUGGAGGCUCAUGGAACAGGAACUAAGGCUGGAGACCCUCAGGAAGUCAACACUAUUGUCGAUGUGUUCUGCAAGGACAGAAACGGCCCUCUGCCCAUUGGAUCAGUCAAGUCUAACAUGGGACAUUCUGAACCUGCUUCUGGUCUAGCAGCUGUUGCUAAGGUGGUUGUAGGAAUGGAGAGAGGUACCAUGCCAGCCAACUUGCACUACAAGGAGCCAAAUCCAGACAUACCUGGUCUAACUGAUGGAAGACUACAAGUGGUCACAGAAAACAUUCCACUGAGGGAAGGCUUUGUUGGAGUCAACUCUUUUGGUUUUGGAGGCUCAAACGUACAUGCCAUCCUGAAAUCCUCUGAUGUCACAAGGGAGAAUAAUCAUAAAGCUUCAAAUGCAAAGAGGCUGUUUGUCUAUUCUAGCAGAACAUCUGAUGGUGUUGAAAAAAUCUUGAAUAUGGCACAAAACAAUAAAGAGAACAUGGAUAUGCAUGCUUUGCUGAAUGAAAGUGCAAAUAUGGAUGUCUCCUCUGAGAUGUAUAGGGGGUUCACCAUUCUCAAUGGAUCUGAUGAUAGCAAGAAUAUUCAGGCUUACAAUGGAGAGAAACGACCAACAUGGUUUGUUUUCUCUGGAAUGGGGACCCAGUGGCAUGGCAUGGGGAGAGACAUGAUGAUGUUUGAUGUUUUCAGAGACUCCAUCAUGAAAUCUGAUGCAGUUUUGUCUACUUAUGGUGUCAGUCUCUAUGAUCUGAUAAUGACAGCUGAAGAAUCGGUUUUUGAAAAUACUGUCAAUUCCUUCAUUUGCAUUGCUGCUAUUCAGGUUGGACUUGUGGACACCUUGAGAUUGAUGGGGAUCACACCAGAUGGCAUUGUUGGACAUUCUGUUGGAGAGCUGGGAUGUGGCUAUGCUGAUGGAUCCCUAACAGCCGAGGAGACAGUGCUUGCUGCUUACUGGAGAGGGAGGUGUAUCAGGGAGUCUAAUCUUCCACCAGGAGGAAUGGCUGCUGUGGGUUUAACAUGGGAAGAAGCUUGUGCUCAGUGUCCUCCAGGAGUAGUCCCUGCUUGUCAUAAUUCAGAGGACACAGUCACUAUCUCAGGACCAAAAGAAGCUGUGGCUACAUUUGUGAAACAGUUGAAGGAGAAGAAGGUUUUUGCUAAAGAGGUUAACAGUUCUGGAGUUGCUUUCCAUUCCUACUACAUGGCUAAAAUUGCUCCUGUGUUGAAAACAGCUCUGGAUAAGGUUAUAAAACCCAAACCUAGAAGUAAAAAGUGGAUUAGUUCCUCUAUCCCAGAAAAGGGUUGGGACAGUAAUAUGGCCCAGUACUCCUCUGCAGAGUACCAUGUAAACAACCUUGUUAGCCCUGUCUUGUUCCAAGAAGCUUUGAAACAUGUUCCAGACAACGCAAACGUGAUUGAAAUUGCUCCUCACUGCCUGCUUCAGGCCAUUCUGAAGAGAUCUCUGAAACCAACAUGUUGCAAUGUUGGUCUAAUGAAGAGAGGUCAUGCAGAUAAUGUUGAACAUUUCUUCCAAGCACUUGGAAAAUGUUACAACUUUGGUGUGAAGAUGGACCCUCUCAAACUGUACCCUGCAGUUGACUUCCCUGUCCCAAGAGGAACCCCCAUGAUUUCUCCUAUGAUCCAGUCCCAGUGGGAUCACUCGGCAGACUGGGAUGUCCCAUCAGCAGAGGACAUGAUGGUUGGAGCAGGUGGAGAUUCUGGUUUUGUAACAGAGUUUGUGAUUGGACCUGACUCCCCUGACAAUUACCUGACAGGGCAUUGUAUUGAUGGCAGAGUCUUGUUUCCAGCCACAGGUUAUUUAGUUCUUGCCUGGCAAGCUUUGGCUAAAGUUAAAAAUCAAAACUGGGAGGAAAUGCCUGUCAAGUUCAGUGAUGUCAUGAUACAUAGGGCUACCAUCUUGCCUCCAGAAGGAAAGGUAAAGUUCCAAGUAGUAAUUAUGCAGACAACAGGAGAUUUUGAAAUAAGUGAGAGUGGAUCAAUGUCAGUCAGUGGGAAGAUUAAGGAGACUGAGUCCUCAGAGACAGAUUUAUUACCUUACAAAGAUACACCAACAAUGGAGCUGAGCAGUGCUGAUGUUUACAAGGAGCUCCGACUGAGAGGAUAUGACUAUGGAUCUGAAUUCAGAGGAAUCUCUGCUGCUGACAUCAAUGGGAAAUAUGGAGAAUUGAUUUGGAACAACAACUGGAUUUCCUUUUUGGAUACCAUGCUACAAAUGUCAAUUUUACGUCUGUCUGGUAAUGGACUGCGUCUUCCAACCAGAAUAAAGUCCAUCACAGUUAAUCCUUUGUUUCAUGGAAAGAAUGCAUACACCAAUGACCAGGAACAAUCUGUGUUGUUUGCGGAUGUGGAUGAAUACACAGAUAGAUGUCGAUCAGGUGGAGUCACAAUUCAUGGACUCCAUGCAUCUACAGCUCCACGCCGACAGCAGCAACACAAACCCCCCACCUUGGAAAAAUAUGAAUUUGUCCCCUACAUAUCUGAUAACUAUGUCAACCAAUCUCCAUCUCUCAAGAGCUAUGCAGCCUUGUGUAGGCAUUAUGCUUUGCAAAGUUUAAAGAACCUUCAGCAGAGUACUACCAGUGUAAUAAACCAGGUGACACUGCAGAAUAUCCUCACAGAGCUUUCCGAGGAAUGUCAGCUGUUGGUCGAGGAUGUCUUCCCACAUGAGGCAAGCAGCUCAUUACUGGAACUCCUCAAGAAGAAGAUAAACUCAAACGAUAUUCAUAAAGACAGAUUGUUGAAGAAUCUUUCACAGCCAGAAGUUUUAAAGCCAGCCCUGGAUAUUGUGAUAGAAAACAGUACAGGUUCGAAUCUCAAUGUGUUAGAGGUUGAAGCAGAAAACAGCUGUUUCUACAGAGAUGUUUGUCCACAGAUGUUGUCACACCCAUUGAUGAACAUCUGCUACAGGGUCACUGGGAAAGCAGAUGACAUCUCUCCUGAUGAAACUGAUCUAUACAAUCUAUCAUCAGAAAAAUGGAACAUCUCAGAUUUACCACCCAACAUAAAACCGUCCAAUCUGAUCAUAUUGAAAAAUGUGCUUCACAAACAAUCCAAUCUCAAACAAACAUUGCAAAAUGUUACACAGGCUCUUGAUCAAGAUGGCUUCCUCUUGAUACAAGAAGUGACUGAGAAUUUCCCAAUUAUGCUUGCAGUGCAUUAUUUGCAAAAUCAUCUUCCCAAAAUAGAUGACUCUGAUACAAGAUCUCUUUACUGCUUCUGCACUGAGGAAAAAUGGAUACAACUUUUCAAAGAAAUCAGACUGAGUCUCAUUUACAAAAGAUCUGAUGGAAUAAUGUCAUCUCUGUUUUUACUGCGUAAAAUUAAACCAAUAGUUCCCAUUACAGUUAUUGAUGUAAGCUGUUAUAACUGUACAUGGUUUGAGGAUAUGAAAUCUCAAAUGCUGAAAAUAGCAGAUGGAAAAUCAAGCAAAAUGUUAUGGUUAUCUGCAAACUCGGGAAACCCUAAUGGAGUUGUGGGUAUGGUGAACUGUUUGAGAAGAGAGGAGGGUGGUUCAAAUAUCAGAUGCAUCCUUAAUGAUACAUAUGAGGAAGGAGGUCUAAAAUUAUCAGAGGAAUACUUUUCAGUUCUUCAAGAGAAAAAUUUGGUCAUGAACAUUUAUAAAAAUGGCACUUGGGGUUCUUUUAGACAUAUUCCUAUAGAAGAAGAUAAAAUGAUAGUGCAGAAAUCAAGCAGACAUGCCUAUGUUAAUGUAUUGACCAGAGGAGAUUUGUCAAGUUUGCACUGGAUGGAAUCUCCUCUUAAAUUCUCUCCCACUAAAUCCUUGAGUUCUGUAAGCUAUGCUGCACUCAACUUCCGAGAUGUAAUGUUAGCAACUGGGAGACUGCCGCCUGAUGCAAUUCCAGGAGAUCUAGCUCAGCAAGAUUGCAUUCUGGGAAUGGAGUUCUCUGGAUGUGAUAGUGACGGAAGGAAGAUAAUGGGAUUGGUUCCAGCAAAAGGGCUUGCAACUCACAUCGAUGUCUCUCCAAAGUUCCUGUGGUCAGUUCCUGAAAACUGGACACUGGAGCAAGCCGCCACUGUUCCUGUGGUCUACACCACUGUAUACUAUGCCCUGGUUAUCAGAGGGAGGAUCAAAACAGGAGAUAAGGUCCUCAUUCACUCAGGCAGUGGUGGGGUUGGUCAAGCAGCUAUUUCUGUUGCCCUCCAUCAUGGCUGCGAAAUCUUUACCACAGUUGGUUCCAAGGAAAAAAGAGAAUUUUUGAAAUCAAAAUUUCCCCAGCUACAAAAUGACCACUUCUUUAACUCCAGAGACGUGUCGUUUGAGAAGGAGAUUUUAACUGUAACUAAAGGAAAAGGAGUUGAUGUUGUUUUGAACUCCCUUUCCGAAGAAAAGCUGCAGGCUAGCUUACAGGUGUUGGCACAACAUGGACGAUUUUUGGAAAUAGGAAAAUAUGAUCUUUCAAACAACACUGGCUUAGGCAUGUCCAUCUUCCUGAAAAACAUAAGUUUCCAUGGUAUUCUUUUGGAUGCACUGUUUGAUGAAGACAAUGCAGAUUGGCAGGAAGUGUCUCACCUACUAGAAACAGGGAUACAUUCUGGUGCAGUACAACCCCUCAAUAGUUCUGUGUUUGAAAAGAAUCAACUGGAAGAAGCGUUUAGGUUUAUGGCUCAGGGAAAACAUAUUGGAAAAGUACUCAUCAAGGUUGCAGAGGAUUCUACCUGUAUUGCUCCUGAAAACCUCUCUGUGAUACCUAGAUCAUCAUGUCAUCCUGACAAAGCCUACAUUAUCACAGGAGGAUUGGGAGGAUUUGGUCUGGAGCUCUCAGAAUGGCUGAUACAGAGAGGGGCUCAAUGUUUGAUCCUCACUUCUAGGUCAGGGGUCAAAUCAGGAUAUCAGAAAAGGAAACUGCAAAAAUGGCAAAAGAAGGGUGUCCAGGUUAUUAUUUCCAAAAGAGAUCUUCAAAGUGAACAGGACACAGCAGAUCUGAUAGAAGAGACUUCUCAACUCAAACAUGUUGGAGGGAUAUUUCAUUUGGCAAUGGUACUGAAGGAUGGAUUGAUGGAGAAUCAGACUACUGAGAACUUUGAAAGUGUGUGCAAACCAAAAGUGUUUGGAACCAUGUACCUUGACAAAGUUACUAGAGCAUUGUGCAAAGACAGCUUGGAUUGGUUUGUUGUCUUUUCUUCAGUCAGUUGUGGAAGAGGAAAUGCUGGGCAAGCCAACUAUGGUCUGGCUAACUCUUUUAUGGAAAGAAUUUGUGAACAGAGAAAAGAAGAUGGACUGCAUGGACUUGCAAUACAAUGGGGAGCAAUAGGAGAUGUCGGUGUGGUUCUAGAGACCAUGGGAAAUAAUGACACUGUGAUUGGUGGAACUCUUCCCCAGAGAAUGAUGUCAUGUCUAUCCACACUUGACAAGUUUCUGAAUCGACCAGAAUCUGUUCUGUCCAGCUUUGUUUUGGCUGAAUCCAAGACUGAGAGCAAACCUGGUGGCAAUGGGCAAAAUCUUGUACAAGCUGUUUGCAACAUUUUAGGUGUGAAGGAUAUGAACUCCAUCAGUGUGGAUGCUAGUCUUGGUGAUCUUGGUUUGGAUUCUCUGAUGGGAGUUGAGAUUAAACAGACAUUAGAAAGAGACUUUGACCUGGUGUUGUCAACUACAGAAAUCCGACAGUUGACCAUUACCAAUCUAAAGGAAAUGUCUAACAAUGAAGGUCAACAACAACACGAAUCCAAUCCAUUACCUGUGGCCUCCUACAGGUAUCAAUUGGACAAGAUGAUGCCUGAUCAACACAUUAUCUGUUUACAGGAAAAGGAGGAAAAGAUUCUUUUCCUUGUCCACCCCUUGGAAGGUGAUUGCACUAGUUUGAAGGACCUUGUAGAAAAACUACCGUACACAGUCUAUGGAUUACAGUGUUCUGCAGAUGUUCCACUAGAAUCUAUCCACUCCAUGGCUUCAUACUACAUUAAGUCCAUUAAAACCAUUCAGAAAAGUGGUCCUUACCUCCUGUCGGGAUAUUCAUUUGGUGCGUGCGUUGCUAUGGAAAUAACAGCUCAAUUGGAGGCUGCAGGAGAGACCAUUAGUCAGCUGACACUACUUGAUGGCUCCCACAACUUUGUAUCUGUUUACACUGGAAUGUACAGAGACAAAAAGACAAUUGACAGUGAAGCUAUGUCAGAAACUGAAGCUCUCUUGAACUUUGUUUAUCAAUUUCUUCCUACUAGGAAUUCUGCUAAGCUGACAGAAAAGCUUACUGCAGCAGAAAGCUUCAAGGAUAGAGUCAGUAUUGCUGCAAAUCAUCUCAUGGCGUCUGGGUUAUUUCCGAAUGUAAAUGAUCUGGAAAAGGCAGCCAGUUCUUUCUACAAACGUUUGUUGAUUGCUGAACAGUACUCAUUGAAUCACAAUCUUCAGUCUCCUGUUCAUCUCUUGAAAGCAGAGGACAGCAAGCUUCAGUCCACAGAUUCAGAUUAUGGGCUCUCUCAGGUGUGUUCCGGACGUCUGGAGAUUGAGCUGGUUCCUGGCAAUCAUGAGACGUUUGUACAAGGAGGAAAUGCUGCCGUCACUGCCAAUUGUUUUGUGAUGUGCAACCAUGGAAUUCCCCGAUGUGAUUAGCUAUAACAACUGAGUCAUAUAUUCAAAAUCACAGUGUACUGUUCAUUUUGCUGCAGAGGGAGAACGUUUUUGUUUAAUUGAAUGAUGUAUUUCUUUUUGUAAUGUACCUGUUUGUUCGUCAUAAUCUUGUCGUGAUCUCAAAAAUCAAAUGCAUGUAUGUGAAUAAUCUUUAACCGAGCCUAUAUUUUUUUCAUUUUUAAAAAUGUUUUGUCAGAGGGUAAUUUUAUGAAUUUUGAUAUACAUGUCGUUUACAUUAUUAUGGAUUUGAUAUUUGUUGAACUUUUUUGUCAGUUGAAAAUAAAAUCUUUAAAACA